AGCAGUUGGGGGAGCUACCCGUUCUCAACGCAACUAAACCAAAACUCUCUCACCCAUCAAAUCCAUUACACUACCACAACUCUGCCACUCUCUCUCUCUCUCUCUCACUCUCUCUCUCCUCUUUCAAUAUCAAAAGCAUCAAAAAAGAAAGCGUGCAUUCAAAAAUCAAAACCAAAUCCCGAUACCGAAAUAAAAUAUUUCAAGUUAGAUGCAAACAAAAACAGAGACAAAUAUAAAGGCCGUUGCUUUGCGCGUUUGAGAGGCUUGUGGGUGUUGGAAUUUAAACAAUGUGGAACGUGUUAAGAGGCAACAACAUGCUCCUUUCAUUGCUCUUGUUUUCAUGGCUGGCUUCUGCAGCUACUGCCUCUGUGAGCUAUGACCACAAAGCUAUAAUAAUUAAUGGGCAGAAGAGAAUUCUCAUCUCUGGCUCCAUUCAUUAUCCCAGAAGCACACCUGAGAUGUGGCCUGAUUUAAUACAGAAGUCCAAAGAUGGAGGCUUGGAUGUUAUUCAGACCUAUGUGUUUUGGAAUGGGCAUGAGCCUUCUCCAGGAAAAUAUUAUUUUGAGGACAGAUAUGAUUUGGUCAAGUUCAUCAAGCUGGUACACCAAGCAGGCCUAUAUGUUAAUCUCCGGAUUGGCCCUUAUGUGUGCGCUGAAUGGAACUUCGGGGGAUUCCCCGUUUGGCUUAAAUAUGUUCCCGGAAUUGUUUUUAGAACUGACAAUGAGCCUUUCAAGGCGGCAAUGCAAAAAUUUACGGAGAAGAUUGUCAGCAUGAUGAAGGCAGAACAGCUGUUUCAAAGUCAGGGAGGUCCUAUAAUUCUAUCUCAGAUAGAAAAUGAAUUUGGACCAGUAGAGUGGGAAAUUGGUGCCCCUGGUAAAGCUUAUACCAAAUGGGCAGCUCGGAUGGCUGUGGGUCUCAACACUGGAGUGCCAUGGAUUAUGUGUAAGCAAGAAGAUGCCCCUGAUCCAGUUAUCGAUACCUGCAAUGGUUUCUACUGUGAAAAUUUCACUCCAAACAAGAACUACAAACCCAAAAUGUGGACAGAAGUCUGGACUGGCUGGUAUACAGAAUUUGGUGGGGCAGUUCCCACUAGACCUGCGGAAGACUUGGCAUUUUCAAUUGCAAGGUUUAUACAGAAGGGUGGUUCUUUUGUGAACUAUUACAUGUACCAUGGAGGAACGAAUUUCGGCCGAACAGCUGGAGGUCCUUUCAUGGCCACCAGCUAUGACUACGACGCCCCUUUAGACGAAUACGGACUACCAAGGGAACCAAAGUGGGGACAUUUGAGAGAUCUACAUAAAGCCAUCAAGUCAUCCGAGUCAGCUUUAGUGUCUGCAGAACCUUCAGUGACAUCACUUGGAAAUAGUCAAGAGGCUCAUGUGUUCAAGUCGAAGUCUGGGUGUGCUGCAUUCCUUGCAAAUUAUGACACAAAGUCCUCUGCUAAAGUUAGCUUUGGAAAUGGGCAAUAUGAACUGCCACCAUGGUCCAUCAGCAUUCUCCCUGACUGCAAAACUGCAGUUUACAACACUGCAAGGCUUGGUUCCCAAAGCUCGCAGAUGAAGAUGACACCAGUAAAAUCUGCACUUCCUUGGCAGUCAUUCAUCGAAGAAAGUGCCUCUGAUGAAUCUGAUACAACUACGUUGGACGGGUUGUGGGAACAAAUAAAUGUCACUAGGGAUACUACAGACUACUUGUGGUACAUGACAGAUAUCACAAUCAGUCCUGAUGAAGGAUUUAUAAAGAGAGGAGAGUCACCUCUUCUUACCAUCUAUUCAGCUGGUCAUGCCUUGCAUGUUUUCAUCAAUGGUCAGCUAUCAGGAACCGUGUAUGGGGCAUUGGAGAAUCCUAAAUUAACAUUUAGUCAAAACGUGAAGCUGAGAUCCGGCAUCAAUAAGCUUGCUUUACUUAGCAUUUCAGUGGGUCUUCCGAAUGUUGGUCUUCACUUUGAGACAUGGAAUGCUGGAGUUCUGGGCCCGGUCACAUUGAAGGGUCUGAAUUCAGGAACAUGGGACAUGUCACGAUGGAAAUGGACCUACAAGGUUGGUCUCAAAGGUGAAGCUUUAGGUCUUCAUACUGUCAGUGGGAGUUCUUCUGUUGAAUGGGCAGAAGGACCGUCAAUGGCUCAAAAGCAACCUCUUACCUGGUACAAGGCCACUUUUAAUGCACCCCCAGGUAAUGGCCCAUUAGCUUUGGAUAUGAGUAGCAUGGGAAAAGGUCAGAUAUGGAUCAAUGGACAGAGCAUUGGACGCCACUGGCCUGCAUAUACAGCACGGGGUAAUUGUGGCAAUUGCUAUUAUGCUGGAACUUACGACGACAAGAAAUGCAGAACACAUUGUGGGGAGCCCUCUCAGAGAUGGUAUCAUGUUCCGCGGUCGUGGUUAACCCCGAGUGAGAAUCUAUUGGUAGUGUUUGAAGAAUGGGGCGGUGAUCCGACUAAAAUAUCUUUGGUGGAAAGAAGAACAUCAAGUGUCUGUGCUGAUAUAUUUGAAGGGCAACCAACAUUGACAAACUCUCAAAAGUUAGCCUCUGGCAAACUCAACAGACCAAAAGCCCAUUUAUGGUGUCCACCUGGUCAGGUCAUCUCUGAUAUUAAGUUUGCUAGCUAUGGGUUGCCACAAGGGACGUGUGGAAGCUUCCAAGAAGGGAGCUGCCAUGCCCACAAGUCGUAUGAUGCUCCUAAAAGGAACUGCAUUGGAAAGCAAUCCUGCUCAGUGACUGUGGCUCCAGAAGUUUUUGGAGGAGAUCCUUGUCCGGGCAGUACGAAGAAGCUCUCGGUUGAGGCUGUUUGCAGCUAAGACCCAGUGGCUCUGUAGAUUACUACAUAUAUGAAGUCCAGAUUAGUUCUAUCUUUACCAGAUAAGAAUUUCAUUGCCAUCUUAGUGAUUGUGUACAUAGCCAAGAAAAGCUCUCCCUCUCCACAUGAUAUGAUACACCUAGGAGGACUACGUACAAAGUUUGUGGUCCUCAGAUUUGCGCAAGCAUUUCCAAAUGUAUGUAACAACAGCUUAUGGAAAAGCGAUGCGAUGUAAUUCCUUUACCUUUACAAGAAUAAAUUGAGAAUAAAUAGAUAUUACUUUUUAUC
This is a messenger RNA of Prunus mume (Japanese apricot), 3082 nucleotides long. RefSeq names its product beta-galactosidase 4 (gene BGAL4). Gene Ontology annotation, molecular function: carbohydrate binding; hydrolase activity, hydrolyzing O-glycosyl compounds. The record is from RefSeq and is a predicted model, not a curated record. NCBI's taxonomy places the organism in Eukaryota, Viridiplantae, Streptophyta, Magnoliopsida, Rosales, Rosaceae. Gene Ontology annotation, biological process: carbohydrate metabolic process.